AUGGAAAGCGUAGGCAGCAAUACCACAUUAUUUAAUGACUUACUUUAUGCCAGCGAGUUGACACUUCAAAGAGAAUUCAGCGAUGUGCUAAUGGGAAUAAAUACGUGGCCCAUAGAGAAAUGUUUGAAAGCUCAUUUAAUGAAUGAAACUUUAAGUGAUGAUGUAACAAACCACAUAUAUGUUUAUAAUGGUACUCAGAUUAUGUGCUUGGACCACGCACCUGUUUUAACCCGAAGCACUAUUAUACGAGCGACUGUCCUAUCUGUAUUGGCUAUGUUAUCAUUAUUUGGAAACUGUGCGACUAUAAUAAGUGUGCAAAGAGGCAAGAGAUGUCGAAGAAGAGCACGGCCAUCUUGGACUGCCAUAUAUAGUCUUAUAUUCCAACUCAGUAUAGCAGAUUUACUUGUAACAAUAUUCUGCAUAGCGGGAGAAGCAGGUUGGUCUUUUGCCGUUCAAUGGUACGCGGGUAAUAUCGGUUGCAAAUUGUUUAAAUUUUUGCAAAUGUUUGCCUUGUAUUUAAGUACAUUUAUACUAGUGUUGAUCGGAGUUGAUCGAUGGUUAGCUGUCAAAUAUCCAAUGAAAAGUAUGGCUACGUCAACGAGGAGUGGAAGACUUGUCAUUAUAGCUUGGAGUCUAAGUUUUAUACUAAGCAUACCACAGACAGUGGUUUUUCGAGUUGCUAAAGGACCGUUCAUCGAAGACUUUUAUCAAUGUGUGACACAUGGUUUUUAUACGGAGAGAUGGCAAGAGCAAGCCUACACGACAUUGUCACUCGUAUUUAUGUUUAUAUUGCCACUUAUUGUAUUAAUUUCGACAUAUGUUUCAACAGUGAGAACUAUAGCAAAGAGCGAAAAGGUGUUUCUACCGGAAGUUUCGAGACAGGCGACAUUUUUAACACCAGAUAUGAACCGUAGGCGGCUUAUUGACAGAGCCAAGAUGAAAUCUUUGAGGAUGUCAAUUGUAAUUGUAACUGCGUUUGUAAUAUGGUGGACACCCUAUUAUGUGAUGAUGAUUAUAUUUACAUUCCUUAAUCCUGAUAAAAAUUUAAGUGAAGAUCUGCAGUCGGGAAUAUUUUUCUUCGGUAUGUCAAACAGUCUAGUCAACCCGGUCAUAUACGGAGCUUUCCAUUUAUGGCCGAAAAAGAAACGUUCCAGACAUAGUGACAGAGAAUCUGGAGGUCAGCACGCAUCUUUACUCCGCCGCGGUGACAACACCUCAUCCGUUAGGUUAACAACGAUACGAUCUCUCAGAUCGUCAGCAAAAUAUUCAAAUGGACAAAACAUGAGUUUAUUAUAACCCAUC
Messenger RNA from Nymphalis io (European peacock), 1302 nucleotides. RefSeq names its product gonadotropin-releasing hormone receptor (gene NGR-A21). Gene Ontology annotation, molecular function: corazonin receptor activity. The transcript has 5 exons. Lineage: Eukaryota; Metazoa; Arthropoda; Insecta; Lepidoptera; Nymphalidae. Gene Ontology annotation, biological process: neuropeptide signaling pathway. The coding region runs from base 1 to 1296 and encodes 431 amino acids. The record is from RefSeq and is a predicted model, not a curated record. Gene Ontology annotation, cellular component: membrane.